Ascochyta rabiei is the source of this 1602-nucleotide messenger RNA. RefSeq lists its product as uncharacterized. Gene Ontology annotation, molecular function: glutathione transferase activity; maleylacetoacetate isomerase activity. Lineage: Eukaryota; Fungi; Ascomycota; Dothideomycetes; Pleosporales; Didymellaceae. The record is from RefSeq and is a predicted model, not a curated record. The transcript has a single exon. Gene Ontology annotation, biological process: glutathione metabolic process; L-phenylalanine catabolic process. Bases 1 to 1602 code for a protein of 533 amino acids.
AUGCCGCGACCAGAUCUCGCAUCAAUUGAUGUGAGCUACCGGCGCAUCCCGAUCAUGGCUCUAGGCAAGGAUGUAUACAUCGAUUCGCGACUGAUUAUCUCAAAACUCGAAUCUCUAUAUCCUAGUAGUACCUUGACACUAAAAACGACCGAACAAGCUGGAGUCAGAAAACUCCUAGAAAACUACAGCGAUGGUGGUCUCUUCAACAAUGCCGUAAAGCUCAUGCCAUACUGGUCAUCGACAGGCUUGAUACAGAACAACAUGUUCCUCGACGACCGGCAGAGGCUGAUGGGUGGAAGACGCAUGACGGCGGAGAACAUGCAAGCUGGCCGGCCAGAUGGUCUGCAGAAUAUGCGACAGGCUUUUGAGCUGAUGGAGAACACAUUUUUGGCCGAUGGCAGGCAAUGGAUCCUGGGGACGGAAGGAUUGACCGUCGCAGAUAUCGAUGCGGCAUGGCCCUUUGAGUGGCUCAUCGUGGAUCGUGGCAUGAAAGGCGCACUACCCGAGGAACAAUUUGGCGAGAAGAACUACCCGCGGACACACGCUUGGAUCCAACGUUUCAUGCGCAAUAUCAAAGGUGCAAAAGGAAAGUCCCCGAAGCCUACCGCACUCGAUGGGAAGACAAUGAGUACGCGGGUCUUGGAUGCGACCUCACCUACCGAGCCUGUGACUUUUGACAACAACGACGCUCUUGGGUUUCACGCCGGCGACAUGGUCCAAGUAUUUCCAUCUGACUACGGCCAAGCGCACAAAGAUAGUGGAGCUCUAGUUGGCCUCACAGCCUCCGAAGUCGUGAUCCGCAACAGCAAAGGUCUCCAUCUCCACUUCCCGCGCUGGAACUUCCGUAUUGUGAGGGCCACGGGUGAAUCUUCGAUGCCGCCAUCACUCAGCAGCGAAAAAACGAUACCCAAGAUGCGUCUCAUAUACCACUCUUUCUCGCCAUACACGCGCAAAGUCUUCAUGCUCGCCCACGAGCUAAACCUCGCGCAGCACAUGACCCUCGAAAAAGUUGUCGUAGCCCCCAUCCCCAUCAAGGGCUGGAGUGACAACACCGAAGACGUUGCGGUGUACAAUCCGAUGGGCAAGAUACCUUGCCUGGUCACCGGAGAUGUGCCAACUGGUGUUUUCGACUCGAGAGUAAUCUGCGAGUACCUCCAGGAACUGGCAGGUGUGAAAGUGAAGAAGGAUAAGAAGUACUGGCAGAUGAAAGCGCUGCAUGCGUGUGCGGAUGGCAUCAUGGAUGCAGCUGUGCUCAUCACGUAUGAAUUACGUAUCAGGAAAGAGCGUGGACUGUAUUUCAAGGAGUGGGUGGAGGGCCAGAAGACGAAGAUCUUGCGUGGAUUAGAUCGUUUCGAGACUGUUGUAAAAGAUGGGAUACUGUUGGAGCCCGGCAGUGCACCAGCGUCAGUGGAUGAAAUUGCUGUUGCUGUUGCCACAGCUUUGACGGCGCAGAUGGGUUUCUUGGGUCUUGAUUGGCAGAAAGGAAGACCCAAUCUGCUGGAGUGGAUGAGAAAGUGGGAGACGAGGGGUAGUUUUGUGAAGACGCCACCGACGCAGGAUUGGGUUGUCAAAAACACGGCCGAGAGGGUCCCGAAACUGUAG